This is a messenger RNA of Tricharina praecox, 1247 nucleotides long. RefSeq names its product ubiquinol-cytochrome C chaperone-domain-containing protein. The coding region runs from base 150 to 1049 and encodes 299 amino acids. The transcript is spliced from 2 exons. The record is from RefSeq and is a predicted model, not a curated record. Lineage: Eukaryota; Fungi; Ascomycota; Pezizomycetes; Pezizales; Pyronemataceae. Gene Ontology annotation, biological process: mitochondrial respiratory chain complex III assembly. Gene Ontology annotation, cellular component: mitochondrion.
AAUGGAUGUUGGAGGGGUAAUUCAAAGAGAGCUGUAGCGGCACAAAUUCGUAAUGACUUUCGGAAUCUGCAACACAACCACCAUCACCACCGGACCUCAAGCUAAGACGCCAAACGUCUCGUCUCCGUCAAUUCUCAACCCCACCAACCAUGGCUUCACGAACACUCCUCGCUCCUGCCGUACGGGUCGCAUCUAAACAUGCCCGCCCCGCCGCCCGCUUCCUCCCACACCUCCGCAACCUGACCACCGCCCCGAUCACGGCGCAAGCCACCGUGCCCGCCGACCCGGGGCACCCCCGCAACCCUUCCGUCCCGCUCACGCCGUCGACGCCGACGCUAUCGCAGCACCUAACGCUCGCCGACCGGCUCGCGCUCCGCUUCCGCGAGUACAUCCCGAACACGACGGAGACGUACGUGGCGUACGACGUAACGCGCACUUUGUAUCACGAAUGCGCUUUGCAAUCCGCGUACGCGGACGGCGAGGACUUCUCGGCCUCCGCGGCGUUCUGGUACGGCACGUGUGCGCGGCCGCCGACGUUCCAGAGCUGGUCGCAGGUCACGGUGCUGCACAUGUGGAUGCUGGCGGCGCGCAUGCGCGCGCUCGACCGCGACCGCGUCAAGAUCUGGCAGCAGCACUUUAUCGACCACUUCUUCUACGACGCGGAGGAGAAGAUGGUGAAGCGCUACGGCAUCAAGAGCGCGGGCCAACGCGGCGGGUACAUGAAGGAUCUCUACCAUCAGUAUCGCGGCAUGACCGCCGCGUUCGAUGAGGGCCUUGUCAGGGGCGAUGCCGUGCUUGCUACCGCCCUCUGGAGGAAUAUCUUUAAUGCUAGCUCCGAUGUGGAUGUCGAGGUCCUGGCGAUGGUCACCAGCCAUGUUAGGCGCGUCGUGUCGAAGCUGGGGAGCGUCGAUGACGAGGUGGUGCUCACUGGCCGUGUCAAGUUUGGACUGCCGGAGGAGGAGAGGGCCGUUGUCAGGCAGAAGAGUGUGCUGGUCGACAAGCUGGGGGAUGAGGUUCAGCAGAAGCCUUCUGCAUCUAUGGCUUCAUAAACAGACAGACAGGCAGGAUGGCAUGGUAUGGGUGACAUAGCUACUUGGUUAAAAUGGUGUACAACAGAUAGUAGAUAGGACGAAAAUGUACUUGUAUGGAAUGGAUUGUUGCAUAGAGUAGCGGCCUGCAAUCACGUACCCUCACUCGUGUCAUUUUCGCUUCCUAGAUAGGUAGGCCGUAUGCAACAAUAAAUUGAU